Molecule: messenger RNA, 5034 nt
Organism: Rotaria sp. Silwood1
Lineage: Eukaryota; Metazoa; Rotifera; Eurotatoria; Philodinida; Philodinidae
Source: the annotation of a GenBank genome assembly
AUGCAUAGAAUACAAUUGUUCGUCAUUGGAAUAAUUCUUCUACCAUUAUUAAUUGAUGGUCUUCCAUUUUUUCAUCGUGGUCGACCUCGUGGUGGUAUGGUUGGAUCACCAAAAAGACGUUUUGAAUCAUCAUAUUAUCGAGAAAAAUCACCAAGUGAUGAAUUAUGGUAUACACAACAACUUGAUCAUUUUAAUCCAACAGAUACACGAACAUGGCAACAAAGAUAUUUUGUUAAUGAUCUACAUUGGAGAAAGAAUGGUCCUGUUUUUAUUCAAAUUGGUGGUGAAGGUCCAGCUGAUCCUAUUUGGAUGACAGAAGGACAAUGGAUUAAAUAUGCACAAACACAUGGUGCUAUUUGUGUUAUGCUUGAACAUCGUUUUUAUGGCAAAAGUCAUCCAACAGAAGAUCUUAGUGUAGAAAAUUUAAGAUAUUUAAGUAGUGAACAAGCACUUGCAGAUUUAGCAACAUUUCGAGAAUAUUUUAAUAGUAAAUAUCCAGUAUCAGAACAAACGAAAUGGAUUUCAUUUGGUGGAUCAUAUCCAGGUUCAUUAUCAGCAUGGUUUCGUUUAAAAUAUCCACAUCUUGUUCAUGGUGCUAUAUCAGCUAGUAGUCCUAUGACUGCUCUCACUGAUUUUAGUGAAUAUUUGGUUGUUGUACGAAAUUCUCUUGCAACUUAUGAUGAAAAAUGUAAUGAAGCAAUUAGUGGUGCAAUAGAAGUGAUGCAAACCAUGAUUCAAUCUACUGCUGGUCGUACAGCAUUAAAAAUGGCUUUUCGUUUAUGUGAUUCAAUUGAAACACAAAAUGAUGUUGAUAAUUUCUUCGAAACAGUAUCUGGUAAUUUUCAAGGUGUUGUUCAAUACAAUAAAGAUAAUCGAGCAUUUGAAGGUGCUCGUGCAACAAAUAUCACAAUUGAUGUUUUAUGUAGAACAAUGCUUGAUACCAGUCAACCAGAUAUUCUUCAACGUAUGGUUAAUGUUAAUAGUAUGUUAUUAAAUGCAUACGAUCAACCAUGUCUUGAUGCUGGUUAUACAAGCAUGAUAAAUCAAUUACGAAAUACUUCGUGGAAUGCAUCAGCAUCUGAAGGUGGUCGUCAAUGGACAUAUCAAACAUGUGUUGAAUUUGGUUUUUUUCAAUCAUCGGAUGAUGCUCAACAACCAUUUGGAAAUAAUUUUCCAGUUCCAUUUUUUAUUCAGCAAUGUGCGGAUAUAUUUGGACCUAAAUUUGAUGAUAACCUUCUUGAACGAGGUAUUAAUUUUACUAAUGCAUUUUAUGGUGCAGAAGGUUUUUCUGGCUCAAGAGUCUUAUUUGUUAAUGGUGCUAUUGAUCCAUGGCAUGCAUUAAGUUUCACUAACGAUCCUCCAAAUAAUAAUACUGCUAUUUUCUUAUCAAGUACAGCUCAUUGUGCUGAUAUGUAUCCAGAUGCAGACUGGGAUCCAGAAGAAUUAAAACAAGCUCGUCAAACAAUUAGUGAUACGAUUGGAAAAUGGCUGCAUAAUGAAGAUAUGGAACACGAUAUUUUACAACGCCGUUCAGCGGCUGCAAUCAAAAAUAUGGGUGUAAAUUCUUAUUCUCAAAUUAUUUCUGCAUUUCGUGCUCAAGGUGAUCUUACAGAAAAUCAAUUAUCUAUUUUACCCGUUUUACAAAAUACAUUUGGUAUUAGUCGUGAACGACAUACAGCUGAAGUGAAACGUGCACUUUAUGAUGAACAGUUAUCUGAAAUAGCUACAAGUAUUAAUCCAUCAUCGAAUACGACAAAUUGGGAAAUAGAAGCUAAUUAUGCAUGUCCAACAAUUGUUCAUCGUCCUCCAAAUACAAAACAUAUUCAAUUAGCUGAACACGUUUUACAAACAACACCACCAACAACAAUUAUUCAACAUCGUCAACCUAUAACAACAGCAAAAUUAAAUCAUGAUUUACAACAACUUGUUAAUGAUGAAAUAAAACAAGAUGGAAUUCGAAAUGCAACACAACAACAACUAUUGAAUAAUACAACAAAACAAAAUUUAAAUAAUACAGAUAUUAAUAGUAAGUUAAUUUUUUCAUAUCAACAAAAUCAAAUUGCACAUGAGCAAGCAAGUUCAAAAGUAAUUCGUUUAGUUCGUGCUAAACAAGCAACAAAACGUAAAACAAGUUUAGAUACAUUAAUCGAAGUUGUACAAAAAGAAUUACUUCGUAUUAAUGAACAAACAAAUACAAAUUCACCAUCAUCAUCAAAAUUACAAAAUCCAAUAUUAACUGCUCAUCGUUCUACAAUAUCAUCUGUUUUACCAUCAUCACAUCCACAUUCAUUAACAUCACAAACAAAUCAUUCAUUUAAAAUAACACGUAAACGUGGAUUUGAUAAUUUAAAUAUUUCAAAAAAGAAUUUAUUUUUACAACAACGAUAUAAAUCUUUCAAUGAUGAUGAUGAUGAUGAUGAUGAAAAUAAUUUUAUAGAAAAUAAUGAUAUAAAACAAACUGUUGAUGAUACACAAUCAGGUCCGGAAAAUAUUGAAGAAAUAGUUCGUGAUACUGUUGAUAGACUUGUUGCUAUAACGCUUUUAAAUACUGCACCAUUUAUUGUUAAUAUGCUUACAGCUAUUCCAAAUAAUGAUAAUAGUACAAAUACUGAAUCUAAAAUUAUGACAAAUACUCUUGGUGCAAAUAAUUCAUCUACAAUAAAAUCUCAAUCAACAUCAACAAUUUCUAAAUCAGAUCAUUAUCAUAACGAUAUUACAUUAUUUCCAUCCAUAGGAAAUGAUUUACGAAAUUCAUUAAAACAAACAUCACCUAUGAAACAACAGUUCUCAUCUCAACAACAACAAAUUCAUCAUCCACAGUUAAUUAUUCAACCAACAACAACAACAGCAACUCCUAUAUCAACUAUUCAAGGAACAACAACACCAACACUCUUUGUUACUCCACGUAUAUUAAAUUUUCAAACAGUUGUACCAAAACCAACAACAAAUAUUCAAAUAGGUAAUACAAAAAUAAUUCUUGUUUCACCAUCAAAUAUUACUCAACAUUUGCCACAUUCAACAACAUCUAUUCAACCAACAUCUACAGCAAGCUCACAACAACAACAAAGUCUUGUUAGUAAUAGUCCUGUUAAGUUAGUUAAAUUUGCUACAACAAAUAAUAAUAAUUCAAUAACAACACGUUCAACAACAUUACCAAUAAAUACAACUCAAACAUCAACAUUGACUUUGCCAAAAAAUGUUCAAAUUGUUAUUCCAUCUCAAACACCAUCAACAAUACAAUUAACACGAACACAUAGUGAUGAUUUAAAUAAAUCUCUUCCAACGACAACAGCAACAUUUCGUCCUGUUACAACAGUACCAGUGGCAUUGACAACAUGUACAGUUGAUCAAAUUCCUCAAGCAGCACAAGAAGUAACAAUAACAACAUCUCCAAUAUCAUCACCACCAUUAAUCACAAACACAUCUGAUCUUCAACAACAAUCAUCUCUAGGUACAACAAUUAAUGUUAUUUCCUCAAAUUCAAAUAAUCAAUCACAAAAUAAUACAAAUAGUCAACAACAAAGUUUCCUCACAAAUUCAUUCGAGAAUACUAAUACUAAUAAUAAUGGAAAUAUAGUUACAUUUAAUAAUAAUGGUUCAACUAUAGGAAAAUCACGACGACGUUCAUCAAGUAGUGCAUCGACCGAUAAACCUGUCGGCAAAAUUUUACGACCGAUUGCUAAAGUUCUUCCUGUUUAUUCACCUAACAAUAGUCAUAAUGAUAAUGAUCAUGCAACUGUUGUGGAUAGUACAAGUCCAACAUCGAUCGUUCAACAACAGCAACAUCCUUUAACAAAUGUAACCACCAUAAGAACAAGUCCACCACAUGAUGAUAUGAUUAAACCAGUAACAGUUAAUUUUCAAUCAAAACCUCAACAAAUCCCAAGACCAUCUUCUACACACGGACCUAUGAUCUAUCGCAUGACAUCUGUUAAUCCAAAUGUUCCUGUUUUUCGUGUACGUGCAACAACAACUCCUACUUCUACAACUGUUAUGAAUAAAUCAAUUAAAACUGAAACAAAACCAAUAUCAGUAGCUACUGCAACAAACAUGUGUUAUGAAUCCAAACCAACACAUACAACUCCAACUACAAGUGGAUCUGUUUCUGUACUUGCAUGUUUUAAAACAACGAAGAAAAGAAAUAAAGAACGAGCAAUUAUGCCACGACCAAGUACAACGGAUUCUAAUGAUACAUCUCAAGAAUUUCAACAACGUUUAAAUACAAUAUUAAAUACAAAUACAUCAUCACUACUUAAUAAUGAUACAACAAAUAGUAAUUCAUCAUCGGAUUAUCGUCAACAAUCACCAUCAACACCAACACGUCUUGUUCAACAGACAAGUUUAUCAUCAACAUUAUCAGACGAUAAUAGUACAUCAAAUUUAUUUUCAUCAUCUAUACAAGAACAAAAUAAUGAUACAACAACAUCAUCAUCAAAUAGUAUUCCUAUUUCACGUCAUAGUACAACACAAUUAGAUAAUAAUUCAAAUUCAAUUAAAACAUUAACAACUCCUAAUAUAUCACCAUUAAUGUCACCUAUACAAUCAUUACAUUCAACACCAAGACCAUUAAUGGAAGAUAAAUGUAUACAAUGUAUUAAUCAUAAAAAUGAAUAUGAAGAUGAUGAGAUUAGUAUAGAACAUGAUGAAAUCGAUAACAUAGAUGAUCAGCAAAUAAUAACGAAUUCUGAAAUAAAAAAACGAUCUGGAGAUAAUAUCAUAUUUGAUGAUGAAAGUUGGACAAUGGCAGCGGACAGUCUUCUUCGUGAUAUUCUUUCUCAAUAUGGCUUCCGUUUUCUUGAUGUUAGUUGUCAACAAAAUUUAUCAUCACAAUUUGAUAUUAUUCAAACAAAUCUUGUUAGUGGAGUAUUAUCAUCAAAAGAUGAACUUUAUAAUUCAGUUCUUGAUAUUAAACGUAAUUUAUUAAAUAGUGAUUUAUCAAAAAUUUCCGAAGAUAAUCUUGAAAAAUUAUUUCAUUAUUUUGAAGUUGAAUUUAAAAAAAUAUGUGAUCAAACAAAUGAACAUGUAUGUUUAUAA